Molecule: messenger RNA, 2211 nt
Organism: Mytilus trossulus (common blue mussel)
Lineage: Eukaryota; Metazoa; Mollusca; Bivalvia; Mytilida; Mytilidae
Product: peroxidase-like protein
Exons: 12
Coding region: 1-2211 (736 amino acids)
Biological process (GO): response to oxidative stress
Molecular function (GO): peroxidase activity; heme binding
Source: RefSeq, a predicted model, not a curated record
AUGAGGUUGCUACUUAUUUCAGCCUUCUUGGGAUUUUUUACAUGUUGUGCUCAGGACAUUGACGAUAUUAUUAGAGGAGCAGUUGAUGCUGCAAUACAAGACACUCCUCAAACGACUGCACAACAAGUUAAUACCAACUUCAAUCAGGUUUUGAGGAAUUCCCAACAAGGAGCAGCAGGAAGUCCAGGUGGAGGAGCAGGAGCAGGAGCACCAGGAAUCGCUGCACAGUCACCACAAGUAUCGCAGACGGCAUCCGGAGUUCCACGACGAGGGUCUACUCGACGUGCUAACUUGUUCGGAAGACGCAGACCAGUAAGACAGGAUGGCCUGUCAAGGACAAGAGCUGCUACUCUAAUUGCGAAAACAGCUGCUAAUGUACAAAACAGGUCAAGAACAGCUCGACCGUCUUUAGACCAAAAUUUAAGUAAAAGAAUCUCCGAUGGAGUUCAGGCCGUUGAACCUAAUCUAUUUGAGGCUAAAAGUAUUGUUUGUAAUCCUUCUGAUAAGUACCGGACGAUGGAUGGUACAUGCAAUAACUUGUAUCGGACAAACAUGGGAGCAGCAGGGACGCCACAGUCUAGAUUUGUACCACCAGAGUAUGGUGAUAUAUGGAAUCUAGGGUUGUAUCCGCGUACACGUGGGAAAAAUGGUAAUCAACUGCCAAACCCAAGACUCUUAUCAAACCAGAUUUUUAGAAGUAAUCCUCCAUCUUCACCAAAAAGUGGAAAGUUUAAUGUUGCUUUGACACAUUUUGGUCAAUUCAUUGACCACGACGUUGUCGCAACUCCGAUUGAAAUUGAUAAUGAUGGGACUGAUAUAGAAUGCUGCAAUGGGAACUUCCCUGUCAUCAGAUCUGAAUGUUUUCCGUUUUCAACACCACCGGGAGAGUUCUUAUACACCUGUAUGAAUUUUGUUCGUUCAGCGCCAACAUUGACGUACCCCCCUUAUGCAGGUCCACGUCAGCAAGAGAAUGCAAUAACUUCUUGGUUAGAUCUUUCAAGUGUCUAUGGAAGCAGUAAUGAGGAAUUGAAUGUCCUAAGCACAGGGAAUGACGGUAAGAUGAAAGUAGGUAACCAUGAUUUACUGCCAGAUAACCAAGACGAUGAUUCGUGUGCCGACGCAUCUCAAUCAGUAUGUUUUCAUGCAGGUGACCAUAGAAACUCCGAAGUACCUCUCCUUACUGUCAUGCAUACUAUUUUCCUACGGGAACAUAAUAGAAUUGCAGUAGAACUAAAAAACGGUCAUGGUAGUUGGACCAACGACAAAAUACUCAAUGAAGCAAGGAAGAUUUUAACAGGAGUUUAUCAACAUAUAGUUUAUAACGAAUUUCUUCCAGCCCUUCUUGGUUUUGAUUGGUCAAUAGCUGUUGGUUUGAUGAGUCAACCGCAAGGUCAUACAAAUCUAUAUAGCAGUUUUUUGGACGGUGCAACGCGUAAUGCCUUUGGAGCAGCGGCGUAUCGAAUGGGUCAUUCUCUCGUCGGUGAUUCUGUUGGUGCUUCAAAUUCAUUUUUUACCCAGGUUAAUGUUAAAGAUCUUCAUAAAACAUUUUUUAACACGGAAACUAUUCGAGACAUGGCUCAAUUUGGUCCAACACGGAUUGGAAGAUGGAUGUCUUCACAAUAUGAUAGACAGAUGGAUAGAUUUUUGUCUAAAGAAGUACGGGAUCAUUUGUUUCAAGAUGCAAUUAACCCCUUAGAUGCACUUGACCUUGGAGCACUUAAUAUUCAAAGAGGUCGAGAUCAUGGACUACCAGGAUAUAAUAGAUUCAGGCAGUUUUGUGGCCGUUUUCCAGCUGUAUUUUGGACAAACACACCAGGGGGGUUUGUAGACCAUGAUGUCACCAUGGUACAAAAGUUAAAAAAUAUCUAUGGGAAUGUAGAUGACGUUGAUCUAUACGUUGGGGCUUUGUCUGAGAGACCAGAAUCACCUGAUACAGUUGUUGGUCCAACUUUUAGAUGCCUUAUUGCCGUACAGUUCCUCUACUAUAAAUAUGCAGAUAGAUUUUUUUAUGAAAAUUAUUCCCCAGUAACUGGAUUCACUGCAGCCCAAGUCAAUGAUAUAAAAAAGCAGACCCUGGCUGGAAUAUAUUGCAGAAAUCUACAAAUAAGUAAAAUUCAACCAAAAAUAUUUCUGAACCCAGAUAACACGGAAGAUCCAACAAACCGUAUUGAUUGUACAAAGUUCCCGGACUUGAAAUUUGCUUUGUAUUAG